Gordionus sp. m RMFG-2023 is the source of this 888-nucleotide messenger RNA. RefSeq lists its product as uncharacterized. Bases 1 to 888 code for a protein of 295 amino acids. Lineage: Eukaryota; Metazoa; Nematomorpha; Gordioida; Chordodea; Parachordodidae. Gene Ontology annotation, molecular function: zinc ion binding; nucleic acid binding. The record is from RefSeq and is a predicted model, not a curated record. The transcript has 2 exons.
AUGUCAAAUUUUAAGAGUAAUUUUAAUAAAAUUUUUAAUUCAAACUUUAAUAAAGUGGAUGUGACCAAAAAUGUCAUUACUGCAAAUAAGGAAAAUAAAAGAAGAUCUCUUAAAAAUAGAGAAAAUGAUAUAAAAAAUACAAAUACUGAAAAUUUAAUUCCUAAAGUUUUGGUGAAAUCUCCAGAUAUUUCUGAAGAUAUCAAAAAUAGUUUACAUUUAAUUUUGUUAGAAUUAAAAAAUUUAAAUGGUAAAAAAAAUGUUGAAGAAAAAUAUGAGAAAAUAUUAGAUACGGGUGAAGUAUUUAAUUUUCAUCAAAAUAUUGACAUAUCGGAGGAUAUAAAUAAAAAAUUAAAUUCAAUUGUGAUAGAAUUUAAAAAACAAAUUUCUGAGGUUUUAAUCGAGAAACCAGUAGAAAUUUCGAAAAAUAAUAAAACAAAUAAUACUUUGAGACUAAGUAUCAAGGAAUCUCUAAUUUUAAGAGAAAUUAGAGAAAUGAGAGAAAAUAUGAAAAAUUUGUCCAGAGAAGUUUCCAACUUAAAAAUCAAAAGUAAUAAUGUGAUUGAAAGUUGUGAACUUUGUGGAAGAAAAGGACAUAUUGGUAAAAAUUGUUAUUUAAGAGACCGAAAAACUAAUGAGAAUGUAACUGCAAAACCAAGUGAAAAAAAUGACAUAGUGUGUCAUAGAUGUGGUUUUGUAGGACAUAUAAAAAGAAAUUGCAUGGUGAAAGAUGCCAAUUUCAAAAGUGGAUUUCCGCAACAAAAUCCUCAGAUUAUAAAUGUGUAUGAAAUUAAAACUUAUGAUACAGACCAUGAUAGAAUGUGUUUCAAAUGUGAAGAAAUGGGACACAUUGCCAUACAUUGUAUCCAAAGUGUGAGUGGGUCACAGUGA